Molecule: messenger RNA, 3749 nt
Organism: Athalia rosae (coleseed sawfly)
Lineage: Eukaryota; Metazoa; Arthropoda; Insecta; Hymenoptera; Athaliidae
Product: glycine, alanine and asparagine-rich protein
Exons: 8
Coding region: 627-1589 (320 amino acids)
Source: RefSeq, a predicted model, not a curated record
CGUCGCAGGAAAAACGGUAAAACGGAUGAAUCACGAAUGUGUAUCAUUAUCGGUUUUGAAAAUUGGAUCGAUCCGCGGACGUUGUAAAGUUUCAUUUUUCGAUUUCACAGCUGCGUUGCGCGUGAAGUUUUAAACGCGGUAUUUUAAGCAGUGCCGGGAAUCGAGUUGGCGGAAAUAAGGAAGAUUCGAAAACGUGUACCGAUCAUCGGGUUUGAAAUAGUGUAAUCCUGUUCAGAGUCCAGCUCACAAUGCGCUUCGUGAUAUAAAAGCAGAUCCUGUGGAGUGGUGGCAAAACAGCGGCAGGGAUUCUGGUCACUAGGAUCAGAAAAACUUGUUCUCAAAUUAUUGAGAGUGGGAGUAGAGAGCUCACUGACCCAAACCCGUGUUAUCCCGAGAUAUAAGAAGGUGCCACCUUCGAAAUCACCCCACCUACGAAGCUACCGCGGACUCUGGCGAGAUACCCAUACUCACAUUCGCUGACCGCAAGACAUCGAAGUUACCUCUCAGGAGUCUCUCAAACGAGGCCUAUACGCCGCCUUGAACACAUCUCCAACACUUCACGCCAUCCCCUUCGAUCAACGGUGGACGUUAAAUUAUUGCCGUUGUUAUUAUUAUAAUCAAAGAAGAUGAGACCAGCGUACGUUUUAUGCGGGCUGUUCGCCGCAGUUGCUGUUGUAAACGGUUUGCCAAUCGUCAAGCGAGAAGCCGACGAUUUGAGCCCUCUCAACGAAGUCUACGUCUUGCAGGCUGACGCAGACACCGUCGCCGAUGAGGAAAGGGGAGACAGAGAUAAGAGGAAAAUCGGAAUCGUCAAACUUGGCGUCUCCAACGGAAUAAUCAACUUCGUCUUUGGGAAACUCGACGCGUUUCUCGACGCAAAGACGAAAGCGAUCGCCGUCCUUGACGAAGGAAACAAAGCUAAAAACGCAGCUUUCGGUAUCGAUAGCAGCCAAUCAGCUACGAGUCAAUUUAUCAGCGACCUGAUAUCUCAAAAGAUCGCAGCUGGUACCGCGAGCAUCGGUCCUCUCGUUUCCGGAGCCACGACAUUCUUUACGAGCGCCAGCAGCGGCAUUGGAAACGCAAUCGCGUCGAAAUUAGGACCUCUGAGUUCGCUUGCGGGAGGACUUACCGGGGGUUCAGGCGGCGGUGGUUUGGGGGGUGGUUUCGGAGGUAUUUUGUCUUCGAAGAUCGAGGCUAUCUCGGGUUUGAGCAGCGGAAGUAACCUGGGUGGAAACAGCGGUGGAGAUAUCGGUGGAUCGGGAGACGUUGGAGCCGGACUUAGCUUAGGAGGUGGUGCAGGUGGAGCGGGUGGCGGUCUCAAUCUGGGCGCCUUCGCCAACCUUGGAGGCGCGACGAGCAUCACCACAACGACGGAAGACAUCCCCGAAUUCGAUAGGGUUCACGUGUCCUUGGACGUUCCUCCCCCCGUAUUCGGAGGUGGAUUCAAUCUCAUCACCAACAUCAGUAAAGUAUUGAGUAGCGUGAUAACGAAUUCAGCCCGCAGAACACAGAACGUCCUAGAAGUUUUCAAGCCAGUUUUCCGUGGAGCUUUUGCCAUCAAAGGCCUGCCCUCCGACAACCCGAAAUAAGGGACAACGCGGCGCCCAUUGGCUGAAAAAAUUAUGGGAAACUAGUGGUAGCCGAAGUCAUCGAGAAUCCUCAGAAGCAAUAAUCAACAUUAGUAGACACGCAUUAUGGUUAUUAAUUGUAAAAAGUGUAGAUAAUUUUUUAUCUUUUCUUGUUAUUUAUUUUUACCGCAAAUGUUCUCACUGGAGAACUCAUAGGUGACCAACUGUAUACAUAGGUAUAUCGUACUGUUAUCAGUGUUCAGGUUGAAUGCAUUGAUUUGCGACAAACCGAGUAUUUCAGAUACAAAAUUAAGAAUUAUUAUUACACACGUGUAAUGUAUCCGGUGCUGAAUAACCUUCUCGAGAAGAAGGAGACAAUUUCUGAAUAGAAAGCAAAUCUGGCAAAGAUUUUUCAAUUAGUUUAAUAAGGUUGAAUGCGUUAUAGGGAACUGAACCGAUGUGACCAAAUUGUUGUAUCUAUAGUUCGACGCUUAUUGUUAGUUUAUUUUUUCUUUUCAACAUGAGUCAUGUUUGUUCUUAGGUAAUUUCAGAAUUUAUAGAUGUUAUUUUUUACGUUAUGUUUGUAGCGGCGAUUUGAGGAUGAUUACAUAUCUAAGUAGUUGAAUUUUUUUCUACCAAAAAAAACCAUCUUUGCAUCUUCGAGUCGUCAUUUAGCGUCUAUAUAAUUUUAAGAGUCAAACUGCACGGUGCUGACUGUAACUUAUUUUUCAAAUUUUUUCGGUUUUCUCGAUUAUAUAUGAUUGUUGUCCAGUGAAGGUUUUUUUUAUUCACCAAGAGGGGAAUAAAAUUAAUAAUUCUUCAUUUUUCCUAGACAUAGAAAACGUUUGCUCAGCUCGAGCAGAUCAACGAUCUGAUUUAUUGUUAAUAUUGAUGUAAGUACGUACAUCGCAUGAUUUUAAGUACAUGAUGUAGAAUAGAGGAAUCAAUGAUAUUUUUUAUGUCUACUAAAAUUCAUUUCCUCGCGAUUCAACCCCUUAAGCGGCAUUGACGCCAUUUUGCGCACAUCGAUUAUAUUUCUUAAUUGUGUCAAUCGAUUUGCACGAAAAUUGGUACCCCGGGGUUUUUGAGUUUGCUGAUCACGAAUCUAGCCUCAAAGUGCUGCAAUUCAAAACUCUUCUUUCUGCGUAUUUGUAUUUAGUAUUAACUAUAUACUUGUAAAAAUUCACCCGCGCAUUAGCCGGUGAUCCGAUUCACAUGAAUUUUUGCAUUUCGGUCCGCUAUAUUGGAUCCGCCAUUAUGAAUUUUUGUAUUUUGACGAAAGAUUUUUUCUUUCUGCUCGAGGGGUUAAUUCGUUCAAUGAAUUUUCAGUCUUGAUCUGCACUGUAAUUUCACCAUCUAAGAACCAGAUGAGUAAAACAUUACAUUGAAUGCGGUGCAAUAAUUAAUCAUACAUCUCACAUGAUUUCAUGUUAUUUCCUUUUGGCGAGAGAUGCGCCCUUUCGGCCUCAAAUAUAACUUUUUCAAAUUCAUGCGUUUUUCUCUUCCAGAAAGACAUCCUCGAGGAUUUAAAGACUUAAACAGGACAAAAAUAACAUCAGUUUAAAUCGAAUGGCGUUUUGCAAUUCAAUUAAAAACAAGAAUUCUACCCUUGUAGUAGAACUUUAGGCUCAAAUUUACUUGUCGCCAGGAAGGUUCCUUUCUCAAAAAUGAAAAUAAUUAAACAGACUGAAUUUUCGAAUCACAUUUAAUUUGGACUAACCUAAUUUUGAUACUUUUCGUUUUCCAUCGCUUUUCAACUACACGCCCUUUCAACAAAAUUUUUAUUUUCUUUGUUGACUACGCCUUUCUGGUUUUCAGUCCUCGAUCUAAUAUCCCAAAAAAAUCUAGAUCCGAUCAACGAAUCUCUUCUUAUGCGAUCUGGAUUACAGGUGUAAUGUGAAUAUAUACAUAUACUGCCGCGAGGCUGAUCACAGUUCAUGGAUUAGUUUAUUCAAUUUCCCUGCCUUUGAGAUACAUAUUGUAUACGUACAAUCAUAGCGCGUGCUAAUGAGAACAUGAAGUUAUGUACAUAUGACGUUGAAAUCGGACGUAAUAUGCAGUUGGACGUUAGUAUCCGCAUAUCCUUCUAGGUGAAAAUUAGUAAGUGCAACGUGCACGUGCAACUGUUACAUAUAUUUGUAUGCAUGAAUUAGUAUAUAAUAAAACUGGUUGCCAAGUUGA